CAGCCACUGUCAGCAAGCCACAACUUUCAAAAUGCCUGCUUUUUAUGUUUCCUAUGUUCUGUUAUCUUUGAAACAAUUAAGAAGUGUAAUCAGAAAUGUUAUGGGAAUGUUAUAUUUGUUCAAAUUACACAAUAAAUUUGCGUAAUCGUUUUUGCCGUGUCGUUCGAUUUUUCACGAAAGAUCAUUGACACGUUGGCAGCAUUGUCGAUUGAUCGUACGUAUUUUACUUAGAAUGUGUAUCAUAUAUAUUUAUUCCUGGGUCCCUCUGGGCAAAUGUAAACAGAAUUUUUUCGCAAAUAUGAAGUGACACGACCGAUUUAUACGGCUGCAGCUCGUGCAUGGAAUUUGCAACUCGUGAUAAUCGUGUCGACUGUCUUAGCUAUUCACAAGACCCCGAGUAUUAGUCUUGGACGCGUUACGGCAACCAGAAAAUAUACCUAGCGGGUAAAACGGGUUUACGUACGACCACCCGUAGUGUUAAGUUCAGUGAAAUAGUGCGGAGACGAUCUUGAAGACAUGGUAGUGCAAUGAGGGAUUUGCAGAAAUUCGUCGACUGUUUGCUGACGUACAAGAUGUCUUCAAACAGAGCAGAUCCCAAAAAAUCUCUGCAAGAAAUGUUUCAGUUUUUACAAUCAGAUUUUAGAAAUGCAUCAAAGCAUGAUGAUGUUAAAUGUUUAAAUGCAAGUAGGAUGACAAAGACUCUGUACUGUGAUUCAGAGAAAUGUGAAAAUAAUAAUAUAUGUGUAUCAAGAAAUAUCAAUCUGUCCCAAAAGAUAGAUGUUAUUAACAGGAUACAAGAUGAUCUAUGUGACACGACUGAAUUUUCAACAACUAUUAAAUGUUCAUCUGAUACAUGUUCAGUUUAUCAUUCUAUGUUAAGUGAGAAUGUUAAUUCUAAUUGUAAUUGUGAUAUAAUGCAUUAUCAGCAACACAAACAAAUCUCACGAAGUUAUAUGAGUUCUAUAUAUAAUUUAUGGAGAAUUAGAGAAAAUAGAAAUUUAUCAUUAUUGGUUACAAAAAAAAUUGGUACACAGUGGAGGAAUUGUUUUUGGAGAAUAUUUUUAAUUCCGUUCAUUAUUUUGUUAUUAUGUACAACAAUAUGCAAUGCAGACUCUAAUCAAUGUGCAGUGGGUUUGAAAACACCUGGAAGAACUUGGCCACAAGGUGAUAUUGUACUUGAAUAUGGUCAAUCUUUAAGAAUACUUUGUAUACUGAAUAAAACAUUUAUGGAUGCUGAAUUUCCUGGAAAAAAUGCUUCAGAUCUUGUAUUUUUUCGUAACCAAAAAGAAAUGGAACCGGAAUUUAUUACAAUUAUCAAUGAAACUACAAUAUCAUUGGAUGUAGAAAAACCUCCACCUGCAGAAGAUAUGUAUUACUGUAGAUUAAGAUUACAAAAUAAUCACAAUAAGCAACUGGAAGCAGUUUGUUUGAAUAAAGUUGUCGUUGUUAAACCUCAAGAGCCUCGGAAUUUCACUUGUGUAUCUCAUAAUUGGGAAAAUAUGAUAUGCUCAUGGGAGCCAGUUCAAAAUUAUGUGACAACAACAUUUAUACUCGUAUUUAAAUUACCGGGAAGAGCAGGAGGUAGAAAAUUGUAUCCAUGUCCGAAAAGAGAUAAAGAUGAUAGACCAAAUAUGUGCUUGUGGGAUACAUCUACAAAUCCAAUUUAUCGACAGCCGUAUGAAUAUUAUACAUUUAUACUGAACGUAAAUAAUGUUCUAGGGAAUUCUAGCUUUACAUACAAGUUUCAUCAUUUCGCUCAUGUUAUUCCUGCAAAACCAGCUAAUUUAUCAGUUAUUAAUAAAACGUCUGAUAGUGCAUUAUUGCACUGGAGUGUGCCUUUUCCAAUGCAGAAUUUUCCACCUGGAUUAUUUCAUAAAAUCACAUACCAAAAUCAGUGGGAUCAUCAAAAAACUUGGCAGGUAAUCAAUAUUACAAAUGAUAUUCACGUGCAUAAAAGAUAUUAUAAUCUUACUGGGUUGAAAUAUGCCAAUACUGUAUAUGAUGUGCGAGUUUUUAUGAGAAGUGCAGUUGCAGCUGGGGAAGAUAAAUGGAUACCUGGCCAGCCUCCAAAAACCGAUAUUGGAAGCUUUGAAAUAGCGGAGAAUAGUGCUAGUAGAGAUGUAUAUUUGUACUGGCAAGCUAUACCGCAAUAUUUAGAAAAUGGUGAUAACUUCAGAUAUGAAAUUGUUCGUGUAGAAGAAAAUGGACGAAAAGUGUAUCUUUUCCCGAAUGAAACUACGAGAACAUAUGCUAAAUUUAAUGGAAUUAGUAACAAUAAUUAUAAAUUCGAAAUUGUCACGACAAACGUCGUUGGGGCAAAUGAUGAACGUGCUAAACUUUUUGUACCCAGUCAAUCCAAAAUACCACAUGAACCUAUAGCAUUUACGAAAAUUGCGUUUGAUGGAGGAUUGUAUGAAUUAUCAUGGAAACCACCUAUUAUGAAUAAAGAAAUUACAAAUUAUACAAUAUUUUGGUGUGAUAAUGAACGUGAUCGUCCUUAUCAGUGCACUGGUUAUUUAGAUUGGGUACAUGUAUCAAGAAAUACGACAAUUUAUAAUAUGACUGUACCAGAUCCCGAUAAAGUGUAUCAAUUUGCGAUUUCUGCAAAUACAAACAGAGGUAGUAGUGGCAUGGUAUGGGCAUCAUGCACUGUAAUACACAACAAAGUUGUUGGAAAAAUGAAAUCUGUGUGGAUAAAUAGAAUUGGUUCUGAUUUUAUUGAAGUUGGUUGGAAGUUGGAUUGUUCGGAUCGCAUUGGAAUAGUAGAGGGAUUUAAUAUUUAUUAUUGUCCCAUUGUUUCACCGUAUGAUCUGAAUUGUAAAGGCCCAAAACUUAAUACAACGAUAAAAGCCGAUCCUCAUACUAUCCAUGGUAUCGUAAAUAAUUUGAAACCGUAUACAACAUAUAUGUUAGCUGUCGCUGUUUUAACAAAAAGUGGGGAAGGAUUGCAUAGUGAUCCUUUAUAUAAUACAACGCUUGAAGCUGCACCAACAACUCCUCCGCAGGACGUAAGAAUUACAAAAGUGACAAAUACAACAAUGAAUAUUGUAUGGAAACCACCAGAAGCAAUGAAUGGUGUAUUACGUUAUUAUGAGGUUUAUUACAAUGAAUACUCACAAAAAGUUGAAGAUUCAACUCAAACUGAAUUGAAUGAUCUGUUAGCGCAUACGAAUUAUAGCAUUAGUGUAGCAGCAUGUACUGUAUCUUGCAGUGUGAAAUCACCUACAAUUCACCAAGUUACGAAAAUCGGUGUACCGGGAAUAAUUAAUGUACCUAAUGUACGCUUCAUGAAUUCUAGCCAAGUAAUUGUUAUGUGGAAUAAACCUCAAAAUGCCGCUGGGUUCUUGAAUUAUUAUGAAAUACAGUCUAAUGACGGUGACGAAAUACAAAAUAGUACUAAAACAGAGGCUCAGUUACCUAUCCCUGACUGCAAAACCAUUGGACAAGAAAAAUUAUAUCAAUUUCGUGUAAGGGCUGUUAAUAUUGCAUCAGAUAACACACAUUUAAAAGGCAGUUGGUCUGAUCCUGGUGAGGGAAAUUGUUACAGUGAUGAAGCUUCUUCAAAAAGUGGGUGAACAACAUAUACGGCAAUCUUCCGCUGAUUCAAGUGGUUGUUCAAGCGGACAAGAAUCUGUUACUUCUUCGCUAACAUCAGAUUCUCAGGUUUCAAGCGAUAGUGGUACAGAAAUAGAUCCAAUGCCGGUAUCACCUAAUAAAUUGCUUGAAACACUACCAGCUUGGGAAUCUUCAAGUCUUCGCCAGAGGAAUGUUGGAAUUACUAGACCAGGAUUCACAACGGAAACAGCACGUUGGGAACCAUAUGUGAAAGUUGCAAAAUCCGGAGAGCCCAUUGUAGCAGAUACAUUGUCUUUGGCUCGAUCUACGCCUAAUUUAACCGAUAGUACAGGUUACACAACUUCGCAACAUACUUGGUCUUCAACUGGUUACAUUAGUAUGCCAUCGUCAGAAGAAUUGUCUAGUAAUCCCAGUCCUGUUCCUAAGGAAACCUCAACUGCAAGUGGUUAUAGCAUUAUAGGAACUGUUCCUAAAUCUGUAAAAUCAAAGUCUGAAGAUGACAGUGAUUUAACAGAAUCUACUGCGGACACAUUAAUACCCAUCAAACCCGAAUCCAAGUCCACAAAUCCAUACAUAACUUUAGCAUCUUUCGAGCAGAAACAAAAAGAUAACAAAGCUAUCGAUUCGUUACAUGAUUUGAAUGAAUUAACGUUUGCUGAAUCGAACAAAUCGAAACUAGAAUCUUUGACUCCGUUCUCAACUUCCGACAAAGUUUCUAAACCAUACGUGCAAACAGGUUUAAUCGAUUCACUAAAGAAGCCGUUUACUCGAAGUAGCAUUGACAGUGCAAAGAGUGUAACGAUGUCUACUCCAUUUGCAGCCACAUCUUUAACCGAUUCAUGCAAUAAACCGUUUGUUUCCUCUUUUGCAAGUCCAACUACUCUGGCAUCUACGCUAGAUUCCUCAUCGAAACCUUAUGUUUCUGUGUCUUCAAUUCCUGAAGUUUCGAAAAAGUCAAAUCUUCAAGCAGGUGCUUUAGAAUCUUCGCAGAAAGUCACUAUACCCCAAACUUCUACAACUGAUGGUUCGCAACCGUAUGUUCUCGCCAGUUCCGUGUUCCAAAUGCUACAACAGCAACAAAGGGGAAAACCGGAAACUUCUAUUUCAGAAGCGAUAGACAACGAAACGGAAGAUGUUACGACAGGCUAUCCUUUGUGUUGGCAAACCAGUGGUACAAAGCCAAAUUCGAAGUUGGAUGCAGACAAACCAGUUAUUACGACUAAACAGAGUACUGGAUACGUUACCAUAGCAGAAAAUCCAAAGCUAGAGCAACAUAGAACGUCGACGUUGUCAUCACCAUAUGUACAGCAUGAGAGGUUUGAGAAACCACUGCCACAAACUACUACUGGUCAGUCAGAUGAACAAUACAGUAAAGUGACUGUUGUGCCAAGUACUAUUCAGUGAAAGAAGAAAGGUGCAAAUGAAUCGAUUGUGGCAGUGUAGCUUGUGAAUUUUGUCACUUUGUAUAAAUUUCCUUCAAUAUAGGAACAUUUUUUAAUGAACUAUGGUGCAAUACAAAUUUCACAUUUGUAGGUGCUUCAAAAUGUAAUCGACGACUAAAUUAAAACCUACAUUUGUUUUUAGGAGCAUAGUAUUUAGGUCAAACCACAAAACGUGCAUCCUACGAGAUACAUAAGGAUUGUCGAUGCGUAUCAACAGGAAUGUGUUUAAAAUUUUAGUGUUUUCUAAGAUUCUAU
Heterotrigona itama is the source of this 5273-nucleotide messenger RNA. Lineage: Eukaryota; Metazoa; Arthropoda; Insecta; Hymenoptera; Apidae. The record is from the annotation of a GenBank genome assembly.